GGGCUUUACGAGACCGAUUUGAGCUCUUCCAAAUCGUUUUUUGAAGGGCUGCCUCCAGGAUUACGGCAUUCCAUUUUCCUUCGGUUCCACAGCAUCAUGGUGGAGCAAGAGGGAUUACCAUCGUGUGAGCAUCCUCCAGAAAACUGUUAUUCAGCGAUAGUUAUGACCUCCCGAUUACGUGCGUUUGGUGGAAGAAUUAAUAACAUACGCACCUCAGAAUUACCCAAAGAGAAAACUCGGUCCGAAGUCGUGUGCAGCAUCCGCUUUCUAGAUGGCUUGGUACAGACCUUUAAAGUCAAUAAACAGGACACCGGUCAAGUUCUUCUGGACAUGGCAUAUAACCACUUGUGUGUGACCGAAAAGGAAUAUUUUGGUUUGCAGCAUGGCGAUGGAUCAGUGGACUCUCCCCAGAGGUGGCUGGAAUCAAGCAAGCCCAUCAGGAAGCAGUUAAAAGGAGGUUUCCCCUGUACCCUGCAUUUUCGAGUAAGAUUUUUUAUACCUGAUCCCAACACACUGCAGCAAGAACAAACCAGACUCAAAAUGAGGCCCUGUACAUCUGGGAGGUCCUCAUCCCCCUAUCCCAACCCCUUCGUGAUGAUGUCAUGGGGUUCACUCAGGAGCUUUGCUGAACAUACAACAAGGCAUUUGUAUUUCCUACAACUGAAGAUGGAUAUUUGUGAAGGAAGAUUGACCUGCCCUCUUAACUCAGCGGUGGUUCUAGCAUCCUACGCAGUACAAUCUCAUUUUGGAGACUAUAAUUCUUCCAUUCACCAUCCGGGCUAUCUUUCUGAGAGCCAGUUUAUACCAGAUCAGAACGAUGACUUUGUCACGAAGGUGGAAUCGCUCCACGAGCAGCACAGUGGGCUGAAGCAGUCAGAAGCGGAAUCUUGCUUCAUCAACAUAGCACGGACCCUCGACUUCUAUGGCGUGGAGCUGCACAGUGGUAGGGACCUGCACAAUUUAAAUCUAAUGAUUGGAAUUGCUUCCGCGGGCAUUGCUGUGUACCGAAAAUAUAUUUGCACAAGUUUCUAUCCUUGGGUGAACAUUCUAAAAAUCUCUUUCAAAAGGAAAAAGUUCUUUAUACAUCAGCGGCAAAAGCAGACGGAAUCCAGGGAUCACAUUGUGGCCUUCAACAUGUUAAAUUACCGAUCUUGCAAAACCUUGUGGAAAUCCUGUGUCGAGCACCAUACGUUCUUUCAGGCAAAGAAGCUGCUGCCUCGGGAAAAGAAUGUUCUGUCUCAGUACUGGACGCUGGGCUCCAGGAACCCCAACAAGUCUGUAAAUAACCAGUAUUGCAAAAAGGUGAUUGGAGGGAUGGUCUGGAACCCAGCCAUGCGGAGAUCCUUAUCCGUGGAGCAUUUAGAAACCAAGAGCCUGCCUUCUCGGUCCCCUCCUAUUACUCCCAACUGGCGAAGUCCUCGGCUCCGACAUGAGAUCCGAAAGCCACGGCACUCUUCCGCAGAUAACCUCGCCAACGAAAUGACGUACAUCACCGAAACCGAGGAUGUGUUUUACACCUACAAGGGCUCCCUCUCCCCGAAAGACAGCGAUUCGGAGGUUUCUCAGAACCAGAGCCCACACCAAGAGAGCAUACCCGAGAGCAACCCAGCACAAAGCUGCCCGACCCGGAAGUCCUCCAGUUCUGUGUCUCCGUCUUCAAACGCUCCAGGCUCUUGCUCCCCAGAUGGCGUGGACCAGCAGUUCUUAGAGGACUUCCACAGGGUGACCAAAGGGGGCUCCACCGAGGACUCCAGCCAGUACUACUGCGACAAGAAUGACAAUGGGGAUGGCUACUUAAUCUUGAUCCGUAUCACGCCCGACGAAGAGGGAAAAUUUGGAUUCAAUCUAAAGGGAGGAGUGGAUCAAAAGAUGCCUCUUGUGGUGUCGAGGAUAAACCCAGAGUCGCCUGCGGACACCUGCAUUCCGAAGCUGAACGAAGGGGAUCAAAUCGUGUUAAUCAACGGCCGGGACAUCUCAGAGCACACCCACGACCAGGUGGUGAUGUUCAUCAAAGCCAGCCGGGAGUCCCACACGCGGGAGCUGGCCCUGGUCAUCCGGAGGAAAGCUGUCCACUCCUUUGCGGAUAUCAAAUCUGAAGAUGAACUGAACCAGCUCUUCCCAGAGGCCAUUUUCCCUGAGUGUCCGGAGGGUGCCGACACCUUGGAGGGAUCCAUGGAACAGCUAAAGAAGGGCCUCGAAAGUGGGACGGUGCUGAUCCAGUUCGAGCAACUCUACAGAAAGAAACCUGGGUUGGCCAUCACCUUUGCAAAGCUGCCUCAAAAUUUGGACAAAAACCGAUACAAAGACGUGUUGCCUUAUGACACCACCCGGGUAUUACUGCAGGGAAAUGAAGAUUAUAUUAAUGCGAGUCACGUGAACAUGGAAAUUCCUGCUGCCAACCUUGUGAACAAGUACAUUGCCGCUCAGGGACCCCUGCCACAUACCUGUGCACAGUUUUGGCAAGUCGUCUGGGAUCAGAAGUUAUCACUCAUCGUCAUGUUGACGACUCUCACAGAGCGAGGGCGGACCAAAUGUCACCAGUACUGGCCCGAUCCUCCCGAUGUCGCCGAACACGGCAGCUUCCACAUCCGCUGUCAGUCGGAGGACUGCACCAUUGCUUACGUGUUCCGAGAAAUGCUGGUCACAAACACCGAGGUGAGCGGUGCCCUGACGGUGGGUGGUCCGGGCAGGGCUGGAAUAGGUCGAACCGGUGUCUUGGUCACCAUGGAAACAGCCAUGUGCCUCAUCGAGAGAAACCUGCCUGUUUACCCUCUGGAUAUUGUCCGGAAAAUGCGAGACCAGCGCGCCAUGAUGGUGCAGACAUCAAGCCAGUACAAGUUUGUGUGUGAAGCCAUUCUUCGUGUUUAUGAAGAAGGCUUGGUCCCAAUGCUGGAUCCCAGCUAAGGCAACUGUGAAACGCUCGUUCCUCUUUCCAAGGGCAUCCUCCAUAAGGACAGACCUUCUCUUUGGAAGCAGCAAGAGGAAUCUGUAGGCCGUGGUGUGGGAGAGGAGAGGGCGCGUUGAACCCAAGCACUUUAAAUUUCUAUGAAAAGGAAUCGUGUACAUAGGAACUGUGUAGAUACGCAUGCGGCGGUAGCAUCAUUUAGGCCCGUGGUUCCUCCGGAGAGAAAUGCACAAAAGGGGGUCUCCGUUUGGGGCCUGUCCCACUGCCUUCCUCCCCAGACAUCACCGUGAUCCUGUCAGCCAUCCUUGGGCAUUCGAGAGGGGACGCCAGCAGCGCUGUGACCUCCCAGAAACAAGACGGUGAGGCGAUUUGGAGGCACGUGGCUGCUCUGUGUGUAUAUGUGUGCAGGACUCUGAGAGCCGAGCUUUCUGUGCCUCCAGGCCGAGCUGGAACAGGGAGCGGUCACCGCCAGAUGCUAACGAAACCGAGAUGGAUGUACCCAAGGGCAGGGGGCGGGCUUUCCGGCUGACGGAUGAGCAGUACCUUUCCUGCCUCCCCUUCCUUUGUCCCUGCCUCCCCUUCCUGCGCCUCUGACUUUCUCGGUCCUCAGAAACGUGCCCCAAACGCCCCGCUUUCUGCCUGCCUUCGUGGACCUUCUUCAGGUUCACACGCAGUGCCUGGACCGGAUUAGUCACGUAGGUUCGGGUGAGUUUUCAGUCGAGACUCUGAGAGUGAGGAUGUGGGGUGUUGUCUUGGUGUCUGGGUGUUGGUGGUCGGAGCAGGUGCUGCUUGCCUCUGUCCGCCUCUCGCUGUGCUGUCGGCGCCCAAGACUGGAAUCGUCAACUACUGAAUCUACUACAUGGAUUGCUGCUACUUCAAGCUAUGACACUUGAAGCAUUAUCAUUUUUCCUGAGGGGAGAUGGGAUAUCAUCUAAAUAUUCAGAAUCUUUGGCCCUUCUGAGGAAAGAUCUUCCAGCCAUUGCACCAUGGGAAAGCCAGCUCUAGAUGGCUGUCGGUGGGUGUGGGUCGAUGCGUGUGCACCCAUGGCUGAGUGUUUCUCAGGAUUCCUAACUUCAUUCAAAUGACAGUGGAGUUUAUGUAAAGAAUGAGUCUCUGUAUGGAACAAAUGUGUGCAUUCACCCUCGGUUACAAUGGUCUCCAUUUCAUUUCAAAGGAGAGGAUCAGACUAUCUGAAUAUAAACACGAGUUGAUGUUAAUUUAUUCUAAGUAUGCCAUGAUUCUGAUUGUCCUCAAGAAUUCUGCCUUUGUUAAUCCUGUGUUCAAUUUUUAAAAAGUCUCUUGACAGGAUUGUAGCAAAUUAUUAUUUAAGGAAAAUAAACCACAAAGGAAAUGCAAUGUGGUAUGUUUAAGUCGCGGUUUUUAUGUAUUCAGAAGAGGAAGCUAAGGCAGUUUCUUAAUGGGAUUUAUAGGAAAAGGAUGCUUUUCUAUUAUAGUGCACAGAAGUGAAGCCAUUUUGAUGUCUAAGAAAACUCUAGACCAAUUGAAUAGUUUCCUGGUUGCAAGAGGAAUAAAGACCUUUAUCUCCAGACCUAGUGUAUUUGCUUGCAUACUUCCCAUCUUUUCCUCACCCACCAUUAUUUUACAGCUAAAUGGUAGGGGUGGGAGGGAGGUGUUAUACCGUGCUGUAACCCUGUACUGCGGAACAGGUGACCACCUGAGCCCCAUCCUUGUCAGCAUGGUACCAGGCUAGCAGGAGGAAGCAGGAGAGUAGAGUGAAGCAGUGGGAAAUCAGUUCCUGGUUCCACUCAUCGGUAACUAGCUCCAGGCCUGGUCACUUAGGAGCACUGUCUCUACUUCCUCAUCUACAAAUAGGAGAAAUCAUUCUGAGGACUUUAAGUUUAUGAUGAAUUUUCAUCCACUGGAAUCUGACACUGCUGUGGACAAAUUACAUGGCAAAGUUAACUUAUCAGUGAUUUGCCCCAAAUCCCAUGGAACAGAAGUAGGGUCGUAUGGGUUUCUGUAAGAGAAAGUUGCUUUUCUUCUGGAAAGAACAGAAGUACAAAGGAAUAUCAUACCUUCAUUCAGUCUGGACUCAGAAAAAUUCUGUCCACAAAGCACCAAAAAAGGAGGGGAAGGCAGAAAAGCUGAUGUAAAUUUAAAUGCCAUCAGGAUAUUUAGCAAAUCAUUGUCAUCUGAUAAAAAUGCAUCAUCCUGUCUGCAAAAAGCUUGAGAAGUCUAAAUGUGUUUACAGAUUUGUAUUUUGUUUUUUAAUUGUUCAAUAUGGUUGCAGAAAUGUUAUUAUUAUCACAUAAAUUUCUAAGAAGCUUACCAAAGGUUGCAGCUACCCUUUUUCUGCCCCUGUGCAGGCUAUUAAUUCAGACGCAGCAGAUGUUAUCAGGAACAAAAACCACAAAAUACUGGGGGUGCACAAGAUAAGGGAAUUACCUGAAGGGGCAAAAUAUUGUAAGUAAAUACUGUAGAUACUACUGAUGAAAUUCUGUAACUCAAGAUUUCUGCUCUACCACCUUACACACUUGAGCAAUUAUACUUAAGAAGCCUUUUUUUAGUUGUAAGUGAAGAAAUCAGGAUCAAUAUUUUGCGUGGGAAACGUGGCUGGUGUGAACGAAGAAGACAUUUACAUUCUGCAUUCUGAUGCCCUCCAGAAGGUCUAAUUUAAGUGCAUCUAUGUGCUGACUUCAUCAAGAUGGGAGAUUCCUUCUGGUGUGGCCCAUUAGAGCCAGCACGUAGUGUUUUGACUUUCCAGAAGAAAAAAAAAAAUACUCCAUUUGGAUGGAGGUGGCAUGGGGUGGUGGGAGAAGUAUGAAUCACAAACUUGUACUGGUGUUUAAUUCCUACCACGGUAAUUUAUACCUAAUAUGCUUUUAGAUUAAUGCAGAUGUGCUGCUAUGUUGCUACUUGACAUUUUUUGUUGCUUGGAGGUUAUCAUUCAAGUGCAAGCGGCAGGACUCUUCAUCCUCCAGAGGCAACAAAGAGACUGCAUCAAUGCAGAAAGAUCUCAAGAGGCAGGUCUUGGACCUAGACUAAGGCAAGACGUGCUGCCCUCCGCCUCAGUUUCCUCAUAUGGAAAAGGGGAAGAUCGGCCUGGACUGGAUGAAUUCUUUGGUUCUUUCAACAUUUACCAUGCUCUGAGUCUGUAUUCCAGAGAUUUGAAAUUAAUCCAUGUAACUUCUGGAGAGAGUUGUAUCAUAUUUCUGUGACUGGUCCCCAAGCGAUUGUCCCUCAAACCUUGACGCUGUUGAAUGCAAAGACAAGGAUUGCCACCUCUGAUUCUUGCCAUCCUUGCCAUCCUACACUGAGAUUCAGUAAAGAUGGAAAAAACUCUGACCUCAGCCUGAGGAACCAAAUACGUGGGAUUCUGAUGGCCGGACUGCCUGCCAUCUUGAUAACUCACAUUCUGUUUAGAGCAACAAAGGAUUUGUGUUAUGUAGUUUUAUUGAAAACUAUAUUAAUUGAUCAGCAAUAUUUUUUUUCUGUAAAUUUGGAAUGUUUUUCAUUCAGACCUGUUCUGCCAGUGAUUCUACUGAAAACAAUUUGAUUAAUAUAAAAACAUUCAAGCUAUGCAACACUA
Myotis lucifugus (little brown bat) is the source of this 6455-nucleotide messenger RNA. RefSeq names its product protein tyrosine phosphatase, non-receptor type 3 (gene PTPN3). The transcript has 26 exons. Gene Ontology annotation, molecular function: protein tyrosine phosphatase activity; cytoskeletal protein binding. Gene Ontology annotation, cellular component: cytoskeleton; cytoplasm; cytoplasmic side of plasma membrane. The coding region runs from base 97 to 2904 and encodes 935 amino acids. Gene Ontology annotation, biological process: protein dephosphorylation. The record is from RefSeq and is a predicted model, not a curated record. NCBI's taxonomy places the organism in Eukaryota, Metazoa, Chordata, Mammalia, Chiroptera, Vespertilionidae.